This is a messenger RNA of Dovyalis caffra, 699 nucleotides long. The record is from the annotation of a GenBank genome assembly. Lineage: Eukaryota; Viridiplantae; Streptophyta; Magnoliopsida; Malpighiales; Salicaceae.
AUGACUUUACUUGCUGUUGGCAACUUCCUCGACCCAUUGUUUUCUGACAGAUGUGUGGCUGGCAAGAGGGACUUACUAAACUAUUCUACAGCAUUGGUUUCUAACCUUGGUGAAGGACUUUUUGCAUCAGUUAGAUAUGCUGCAGUACAUUUAUCAUCAUAUAGGCAUUCCAAUAUCCAUGGUUAUGUUUUGGAAAAUAAUGCACCAAGUGUGUCGGAUGUUUGUGGAGAUAUCCAGGGUGUUGUUGAGAAAUACAUGAGCAAAGAUAAAUGGGGUUUGAAGGAGUGGGUCAUAGCUAAUUGUGGUAUUGUCACCAAUAACUCAGCAAGGGUUGUUCUUAACAUGAAGACUUGCUUGCUGGGUGCGCUUCUCACAGCCGGUCUCAAGCCCGGGGCAAGGAGGAGAGGUGCUAUGAAGAUUGAAAUAUUUGCUCAUGAUGCAAUGGCUAUUCCCUCUAAUAUGAUGGGUCUGAUGAUAGGAAAUGCUUGCAAGCAGGGUGGUUUCUUACAUUCUCCCGAGUGUCUUGAAGACCUUAUGGACAAUCUUGGAGGUGAAAUGAGCGAAGUUUGUCUUGGAUUGGUUACUUCCCUCACAGCUAGUUGGAUUUGGGAAUUUCUUGGACCAAUUGCUUUUAAGUAUUUCUUGUAUGGGAAGAGUCAAGACAUUUGGGAAGGUUCAUCAGCUCCAUCUAUGCUUUGA